Coffea arabica (coffee) is the source of this 2768-nucleotide messenger RNA. RefSeq names its product transcription factor BIM1-like. Gene Ontology annotation, biological process: DNA-templated transcription. Gene Ontology annotation, molecular function: protein dimerization activity; DNA-binding transcription factor activity. The record is from RefSeq and is a predicted model, not a curated record. Lineage: Eukaryota; Viridiplantae; Streptophyta; Magnoliopsida; Gentianales; Rubiaceae.
AAGAAGAAGAAGAAGGCCACUGUUUUGUGUAUGUAUAAAAAGUCCUUUUUCCAAAGCUAGCCCACAGAAAAAAAGCGAAGAAGCAGAGAGAGAGAGAUAGAGAGAGGGAGAGAGAAAUUUAAGAAGAAGAAAACUUCUCCUCUCUUAAACAUUCAUCAAGUCCUUGAAACUUCUCCUCUCUUAAACAUUCAUUUCUUCUUCUGCUUCUUCUUCAUCAUCUCAUAAAAUAAAAAAGUAGCAAGAAAACCAUUUUACAGCAGCAGGAGUUUCAUCUAAACUCGUGUCUGUUUCUUGUCUUAAUGUAUGUGUUAGUGCGUGGCUCCGUGGGUGUAGAAUUGUGUGUGUUCGGAAGUUAGCUGGCUCUACAAGUAAUCUUGAAGGUGACUGUUGGGAUCACUUGAUUAUCACGUCUGGAAAUCCGGGUUCUAAAUUUUGGGUUCCUUUCAGCGGAAUCCGAGCUGAAUUAUGCAAUAUUCACCGUAAAAUUCGGAGAUUUCAAGUUGAAUUAUGCAUAAUUCUGUCGAAUUUUGAUUUCAAGUGCUCGCAGAAGCCUGAAACGUAUUUUCUUGGAGCAGCCUGAUUGUAUUCUCGGUUGAGUUGUGGGUUUCCCCACGUGAAUUUUCCACCAUUGUUCCGCUGCCGAAUUAUAUAUCGGGUGAAGAGUUUGUUCAGGCUGGUUUUUGAAUUUUAGUGCUGCUACUGUCUGAAGCUGAUGGUGGAUCUGGGAUGAACUUGAAGAAUUUGAAUCUUGUUUGGAGAUUUCACUGGUUUUAAGGUUGGAAUUCAUCAUAUACUGCUGUAAUUCGAUCUGAGUUCUGGAGAAAUUUUGCAGAAGAGCUGAUUUUUGUCAGGUGUUAAUGGAGCUGCGCCAACCCAGGCCUUUUGGGACUGAAGGAAGGAAAACCACCCAUGACUUUCUUUCACUGUACUCGCCAGUCCAACAAGAUCCCAGACCCCCACAAGGUGGCUUCCUUAAAACGCAGGACUUCUUGCAACCACUGGAGCAAGGAUGUAAGAAUGAUGCCAAGGAGGAAGACAAAGUAGAAAUAAAUGAUUUGGAAAAGCCUCCACCAGCAGCUUCUCCAUCUAACAUAGAGCAUCUUCUUCCUGGUGGUAUUGGGACCUACAGCAUUACUUAUUUCAAUCAGAGGUUCCUAAAACCGGAGGGGAAUGUAUACAUGAUGGCACAAGCAAGUAGUACCAACAUAAAUGACGAAAACUCAAACUGCAGUUCUUACGCAGGUGGUGGUUUCACUUUGUGGGAUGAAUCUGCAGUGAAAAAGGGAAAGACAGGGAAGGAGAAUAAUGCUGGAGAUAGAGCUGUUCUUAAAGAAGCAGAAGCAAAUGUUGGGGCAGGGCAGUGGAGAGCAUCAGCAGAACGGCCCUCACAGUCCUCGUCCAACCAUAAGCUUAAUGCUGCAACAUUCAGCUCUCUCUCAACCUCUAAGCCAUCUUUGGCCCAGAGGAACCAGAGUUUUGUAAAUAUGAUAACAUCGGCUAAGAGUUUUCAAGAAGAGGAUGAUGAUGAUGAUGACGAGGAAGAGUUUGUCAUCAAGAAAGAGCCAUCGUCACAUCCCAAAGGCAAUUUGUCAGUUAAAGUUGAUGGAAAAAGCACCGAUCAGAAACCUAGUACUCCACGUUCAAAACACUCAGCUACAGAGCAACGUAGAAGGAGCAAGAUUAAUGACAGAUUUCAGAAGUUAAGAGAGAUCAUCCCUCAUAGCGACCAAAAAAGAGAUAAGGCGUCAUUUUUGUUAGAGGUUAUUGAGUAUAUUCAAUUUCUACAAGACAAAGUGCAGAAAUAUGAAGGGCCAUACCCAGGAUGGAACCAGGAACUAUCUAAGCCAAUGCCAUGGAGAAAUCUCAGAGGUCCUGAAGACUUUAUCAAUUCUACUCAAGUCACGAAUAUUGGGUCAAAUCCACUAAUUCAUGCAGCAAAACUUAAUGAGAGCAAAGUUACUAGCUCUUCUGCACUAGCUAUCAAUGGGCAGCACCUAGAAUCAGAUGUAAGCAGUGCAGCAGCUUUUGGAGAAAAGGAUCAUCAGCCUGAUAUAACAGAUAAAGCAGCAUCAGUUCCUAUGGCGCUGAGGCAUGGAAUAUUUCCAUUUGGAGGAACCAGCACUGCAUCUGUACCACUCUCAUCUACGCCUGCAUCUGAUAUAGACAAAACGGCAUCUCACCCGCAACAUCAGUUUUGGCCCAGAGGAUCAUGUACGGCCGAUAGCAAUAUAACUGAUAAGCUGAAAGACCAAGAACUAACUAUUGAGAGUGGUACAAUUAGCAUCUCCAGCAUAUAUUCACGAGGGUUGUUGAGUACUCUGACACAAGCAUUGCAGAGUUCUGGAAUAGAUCUGUCUCAGGCCAACAUUUCUGUUCAAAUUGAUCUUGGAAAAAGAGCUAAUGGCAGAGUAAAUUCUUCAGCUUCGGUUAUCAAGGAUGUUGAUGUACCGAGUUGCAACCAAGCAAUGCCAAGGUCUAUAGUUACAAGAGCAGGGGAGGAUUCUCCUGGACAAGCAUUGAAGAGGCUCAAAACAAGCAGAAGCUAGCAUGUCAUUAGACUGGAUCAUAUUCUUCUUUUGUAACUGAUUUAUCCAAUUUUUGAUGCCCCUUCUUAUUUUAAGGGGAAUGUUCUUGCCUUUGAUUAUGGACCCAUUGUAAAUGCUGUUUCAAAUUCUUUUGGGAUGCACAUAAUUACCUGACAUAUUGUAUUAUUUACCACUUAUUUUUUGUUAAUUAUUAUAUACAAUUAGAGGCUUCCAUGCCAACUC